Molecule: messenger RNA, 609 nt
Organism: Enterobius vermicularis (human pinworm)
Lineage: Eukaryota; Metazoa; Nematoda; Chromadorea; Rhabditida; Oxyuridae
Source: the annotation of a GenBank genome assembly
CAUUCGUGGGAUGACGUGGUGAAUGCCGCGUGGCGAAAGUAUCCUAACCCGGUCAAUACUGCAAUCACGGGUAUCGAUGUUCUUCGGCAAGAGCUUUCAAAAGAAGGCGUCUUGCGGUCUGAACGUAUUAUACAGAGUCAUUUUCCAAUUCCAUCUUGGGUUACAAAGGUUGUUAUCGAAGAUUUCAAAGUGCUAUUGUUUUAUCUAGAGGAUGAUUUUGUGACGUUAACAGGUUUUUCUGGAACUCAGUACUCUCAUGAAGUCACAGACAUUGACCCUGUAAAUAAGUGCAUGACGCUGGUUUCGAGAAAUCUUAAUGCCGCGAGUUUUAUACGAGUAGAUGAAAAAUUGAUUUACACUCCAGACCCGACUAACAAUAAUAAAACUAUAUUGAAACAGGAAGCAGCUGUAACCGUUAAUCUGCCAGCUUUUACAGAUUACUGUGAGAAUAGUUUCUUGAAUACUUAUUCAUCAAAUGCGCUAAAGGGCCCAAAAGGGAUUGAGUGGGUUAUUGACCAGAUAAAGCGUGAAUACUCAGGUCUUUCCUCUAAAGUGACGAUUGGUGUGCAAGAUUAUCCCGAUGCUAUGUUAGCACAGGUUCACUCGUAG